Messenger RNA from Protopolystoma xenopodis, 492 nucleotides. NCBI's taxonomy places the organism in Eukaryota, Metazoa, Platyhelminthes, Monogenea, Polystomatidea, Polystomatidae. The record is from the annotation of a GenBank genome assembly.
AUGCGAAUCAUCCUACUUCCCUCUUCUUCGCUGCAUCCAAUUCCACCUGCUCUUCCAAUCCUUCUUCGCCUUUUCACUCUCCCACCCAUCAUUUAUUCCCCUCUUCCUUGCUCCACUCUUUUUUCUAAUCCUCUCACUCUCCUUCCUCCUCCGCCUCUGUCUUAUAAUCAUCUUUCUAUUCCUUGCCCUCCUCCCACUCCUCAUCCUGCUUCUCUUUCUACUUAUACUACUUUUCCUCCUCCUUCUCCUAUUCCUCUAUCUCGUCUUCCACUACUUUCACAAUCUCCUCCUCCUCCUCCUUCAUCAGCAUCAACACCUCCCUUUAAGAGGAAGCACAGCUUCGUAGCAUCCGCUAAAGUGUGCCUAGGAAAAACUAAUUCAAUGAACACUCGUGAUCUUUCCAGGCCGCCCGAAUAUAUAAAUGCUUCUCUUGGCCGGCCGGCAUACAUUUUUGUUGUUAAUCUUCUUGGAUGCUGCUGUAAACAGCUUUAG